Alternaria ethzedia is the source of this 1266-nucleotide messenger RNA. RefSeq lists its product as uncharacterized. The coding region runs from base 1 to 1266 and encodes 421 amino acids. The record is from RefSeq and is a predicted model, not a curated record. NCBI's taxonomy places the organism in Eukaryota, Fungi, Ascomycota, Dothideomycetes, Pleosporales, Pleosporaceae. The transcript has 2 exons.
AUGGCGACAUUCGCCCCUCCCGCCCUCCGUGGCGACUUCCUCUACUCAUCCGUCCUCUACGCAGACCCUAGCAACGGAAACCUCCACGGACGCGCGAGUGUCGCCGAACUUGCGGCUCUCCUCCGCCCGGAAGCCCCUAAUCUCUACAACAAGGGUCGAAAGCCUGAAGUCGCGACACCAGCGAAAGACCAGGUUUGGCAUUUCUACUCCGCCCAACUUAUUCACUAUGGACUACCGGUCACCAAGGACAAGAAUGCGGCGAAAGUGCGACUCCUGAAUGCUAUGAACCAGUUCAAACUUGAGGUACCAGCGUGGGUUUUGAAGGUCGAGAGCGAACUGAAGGCUGAAUGGGAGGCGGAGAACCGGAAGUUGAAGAAGAAGAAUGGUGGUGCAGUGAACAAGCAGGCGCCUAAGUCGAGCGCUACUAGCAAGCCAGGUCUUGGAAGCUCUCAGGGUGUAAAUGGCGGUGUCAACGUCACUGGAGGAGCGUCACUUAGCCAGUAUAUGGACGCGCAGCAGGCGAGCAACAACGCCCCAGAGAAGCCAACGCCAGCGAAACGCAAACGCGCUGGUAGUACCGUCUCUAGCCCGGUAGCGACACCACAGAAAGUCGCCAGAGUCAAGAAAGAGCCAGCGCCAAAGAAAACACUCGUCAAGAAGGAACCGACCGCCAAGCGAUCUGUUCCCAACAUUAAGCAAGAGGGCCGCACGUCCGCGCCACCAUCAACUCCCUCACGAUCUCGCAUCAAGCAAGAGCAGUACCAGCCCAGCCCCGACCGAAUGUACCCAUCGCCCUACAUCAAGUCCGACCCAUACCCGGACUACUACCAGCCUUCGUCAUCCCUUCUCCUCAGCGGUACCUACUCCAUCUCCUGCGAAACCGCCAGCUCCAUCUUCAACGACUACAACUUCGACCUUACACUCGCCCGCGACCCCUCCCGCGGUAUCUGGUGGGCGACAUUCCGCUGGGGCGCCUGGGACGGAAUCAUCCAGAUGAACCCCGGCCCCGGCGACUCUGAUAGUUUAGGUCAACCCUGUUCGCUUGGCUGGCGUCUUCGCGAUCUGGAAACUGGACAGUUGACGUUUGGUCGCAAGUGCACGGGUUAUAUGACGUUCUCUGGUGAUGGGUCGAUGGAGGGGUGUUUGUAUGAGGUGCCGGGUGUUGGGUCGUUGACGUUCGAGGGUAUGAGGGUUUCUGGUGGGAGCUUAGAGGAUGAUCUUAAGGGGGAGUGGGAUAGGUUUGUUGCGGAGGCUUAUCGGCGCUGA